UGAAGGAUGGUGAUCAGAAGAUGAAGAAUAAUAGUAAUAAGUGAAUAAUAAGUGCUCAUUAUCUGCUCUUCAGUAUCCCAGCCAGAUGAUGGCCAAUAAGAAUGUAUAAUCUGUUGUUCUGUAGCUCUUUUCACCUGGAGUCUGCUGAUUAUAAACAGGAAGAUAGUCUGUUCAGCAAUGAACAAUACUAACUGUACCAUAGACCACCAAUUAGACAGAAAUCUGUUUCCUGUUCUCUACAGCCUUGUGUUUACUAUCAGUAUACCUGCCAACUCUGCGGCCCUUUACAUAGCCUGCUGCCAGAUCAAGAAAAGGAAUGAGUUGGGAAUUUAUCUUUUCAGUUUAUCUUUAGCUGACCUGCUCUUCACAUUGACCUUGCCUCUAUGGAUUCAUUAUUAUUGGAAUAAUGACAACUGGACCCUUUCCCCUGGCCUUUGCAAGUUUUCUGCUUUCUUCGAACACCUGAAUUAUUACACUAGCUCAGGAUUCCUCACUUGCAUUUCCAUCGAUAGAUACUUAGCUGUGGGUCACCCCCUGAGGUUCCAUUGCUUGCGGACCAGAAAGUGUGCCUUGCUUGUUUCUCUCCUAGUUUGGGCCUUUGAAAUCACCUUGAACUGCCAGCUUAUACAGCAAACGGAAACAUUUAACGAAAAAUCAAGUAACCCUAACCAUGCUAACCAUACUUUUUGUUUUGAAAUGUACCCUCUGCAAGACUGGCAAGCCAAGUUUAACUUAUAUCGGAUCUUUUGGGGUUAUGCAGUUCCUUUGGCUACCAUGGUUUUCUGCUACCUAAAAAUCUACCAAGCUGUCAAACAUAAUCAAGCCACUGAGGACACUGACAAGAAGAAAAUCAACCACUUACUGUUGGGCAUCAUCGUCACCUUUUUUGUGUGCUUCACUCCCUACCAUAUUGUUCUGCUUAUCCGCAGUAUCUUUGAGCAUGACUCCUGCUUUGCUCAAACCAUGUUUAAGCCCUAUCGGAUUACAGCUGCAUUAACGAGUGUAAAUUGCAUUGCUGACCCAAUCCUCUAUUGCUUCGUGAGUGAAACCGGAAGAGCAGAUUUCUGCAAGGUGUUCAAGUGUGGUUCCCCCAUGAGCCAAACUGAGACACAACUGCAAAUCAUUACUGUGUCUAAAAAUUCACAAAAGAGGACCAUCAAUGUUCCAGAAUAAUCAAAAUGCCCACAGGCCUGAAUGCAGAGCAUUGCCAAAGUUACACAUGACAAAUGGAGCCAGCGUGGUGUAGUGGUUAGAGUGCUGGACUAGGACCGGGGAGACCCAAGUUCAAAUCCCCAUUCAGUCAUGAUACUGGCUGGGUGACUCUGGGCCAGUCACUUCUCUCUCAGCCUAACCUACUUCACAGGGCUGUUGUGAGGAGAAACUCUGGGCUCCUUGGAGGAAGAGCGGGAUAUAAAUGUAAAAAUAAAUAAAUAUAAAUAAAUAAAUAAUAAGGGUGGUGUCAUGAUCCUGGAACCAGGACCCACCCCCGCAACCAGAAGAUAAGGUGGAUGGUUUCAAGGAUGAGACAAGGUAGGAAGACCCUAUGACCAGACCCCGGGCAACCCCAUGCCACUGGAACUCCUUACACCAGGGAAACCAGAUCCACUGCCUUCACCACAAUCCAAGGAGAUGGCCCUGCCUUCAUCCUCUGACUUGGAAGCAUCCCUUCAGGACCUGCCUGUCCAAGUAGAGGUAGAGGUCCUCCAGUGCUGCCAGAGCCAAUGCUUACAAAACAGGCAGGGUCCCUUUAAACAAUAGAGACUUUUCCAGGGAAUGGGUGGGACCAAGCUACUCUACAGAGGCUGUGUGUGUGUGUGUGUGUGUGUGUGUGUGUGUGUGUGUGUGUGUGUGUGUGUUUGCAGUCAUCCACUGGAGCAACAUCCAAAGUACCCUAUUGUACCCAGCUCUCUCUCUCCCUCCUUCUUGGAGCGCCCUGAGGUCCUGAACCCUUUACUCACUGCACUUCCUUUGACAUUGUCCAAGGUCUGAUGCCCUCCUGAGACUCCUACCAGCAUCCAGAAACCUGCCACAGCAGAGGCCCCAGCUUGGCCCUUGACCAAGGAACAAGGCAAGGAGUGGAGCCUUAUUGUCCUCCUUUUUGCAGGGUUGGAUCCAAUGGAAGGGCUGCUUCCAUGGGUUGGAAUGUCUCCUAUCAGCCAGCCCUUGAGUCCACCUGCAGCUGCUUCUCCCCUCCUCUGGAGGGAACAGCCUGGAUCCUGAACUUUGCCAUCAGCCACCAAGGACUAGAAGAUGCUGUCAGAAGCGCACUUAACUUUGUCUCUUUGUCAUGGACUUUAAUUGUUGAAAGCUGCUUUAGAAGCCAAUCUUAGCUAAAACAAUAAUAACCCAGGGAACCAAUCUCAUAAAAUAAAGUUGCCCUUCUGCACACGAGAGGUGUCUUCAGCUCAUAGAAGGGUGUUCCUCCUAUACAAUAUGCUAGCACAGGGGCUCCCAGAUGGUCAUUUGGUCCCCAAAUGUUGUUGGCCAAUGUGGCUGGAGAUGAUGAGAGCUGUAGUCCAACAAUAUCUGGAGAACCCAAGGUUGGGAACUCUGUGCUAGAGUGUUGGGUCCCAGAGCAUGGUGUAAGAGCACAUGAUACAGCCACUUUGCUCAGGAUAA
Molecule: messenger RNA, 2619 nt
Organism: Hemicordylus capensis (graceful crag lizard)
Lineage: Eukaryota; Metazoa; Chordata; Lepidosauria; Squamata; Cordylidae
Gene: GPR65
Product: G protein-coupled receptor 65
Exons: 1
Coding region: 178-1173 (331 amino acids)
Biological process (GO): G protein-coupled receptor signaling pathway
Cellular component (GO): membrane
Molecular function (GO): G protein-coupled receptor activity
Source: RefSeq, a predicted model, not a curated record